Molecule: messenger RNA, 2447 nt
Organism: Rotaria sordida
Lineage: Eukaryota; Metazoa; Rotifera; Eurotatoria; Philodinida; Philodinidae
Source: the annotation of a GenBank genome assembly
UUCACUGAUUCUUUAAUUUUCUAAAGUCAUUCUUUUCAUAUAGAAAGGUUUAUUAACAGAUUCAGAAUUUUAAUGUCAAUAGAGAUCAAUUCUUCUAAAACUUGUCUAAAUUAGUACUUUAAAAUCUAAGACAGAUCAUUCGGAAUUUUUAGAAUUCUUUUUUAUCGUGACACGAAAGAUGUAUGAUUUAACAGAAUGUUGACAAAAAUCUAGAAUUGUAUAGCAGCUAGUUCUUUACAAUGUUAAGGAAUCUUGAUAUUCACUAUGGAUAACUACUCAAAAAUUACAGUGUUAUUGAGUAUCGCAGCUGGAAUUGAAUCGAUUCAGGACGAUCUUUGAUCUUAACUAUACAUAAAACUGUCACUAACUUCUAAUCAGAAAGCAUACAAAUUUGAUCGAAUUAUUAUCUUGUAGAAAAUUGUUGAUUCUGCAAACUUUUUCUUCUGAUACUUACACAAAUAAAUGAAAAAUCUUGAAUUUCAUGUUCGAAUGCAAGUCUUGUCAUAGCAGAAGUUCAGCUAGAAGUCUAAGGGAGCAGAUUUCUUUGAUUCUCGCUUAAAGUUUUUUUUUUAAAUUGUCCUUUUCGUCAUAUUUUUUUUCCAAUUGAGAAUUCAUCUCUGUGAAAUGAUGAUAUUUCAUGGAUUUAAAUUCCAUGUAGUAAAUAAAUUUGUAUUUUUAUUCAUCUUAAAAUUUUGUCAUUCUUAUUUGACAAGCUUUUUCAGGCCAUUCAAUGCUGAUACAUUACUUUUUCCUACUCGCUUUGCCAUGAUUAGGAAGCUGCGGAUCCACAUUUUUGUGCACCCGGAUUCAAACCCGAGGUUUUUCCCAUCAAUACCUGCCACACUUUGUGUGCUUGAACAAGUAAAGGAUCAAAGUUUUAGCUAUUUAUUCGCUACUCUUUGAAAAAAAUUCAACGUACAGUUAUAUCUCGUUAUUGUAUGUCUCAUCUGAAGAGCAGCGGAUCCACAAAAACGUGUAACCGGGUCCAACAAAACUUUGGACUCGGGCUCGGAUCAGGCCCGAGUAUGGAAGGACCUGCAGCUCUCUAGUCAUGAUUCUCCUAAUUGAAUACUCGACUGAAGCAAUAUCUAGAAUCAUAAAUGAACACUGAUCACGUCUUAUAACUUGAAUAUUUAGUUCUUUCAUAUAAGCAAUAGUCUUGUUUUUUUUCGUUGUAUAAUUUAAUAUAAUGUCUUGCGGAAGAAUCAUGCUGAAGAAAUGGUUCUACGUGAGUCACUCUGAAAGUUUUUAGGUUCUUGAUUAAAUUUAGUAGCUAUAUACUAAUUUAGUAUUUGUGGUAGUAGACCCGAGUCUUAUAAGAAAGUUCACAAAGUUUUGGUUCUUGGAUAUUUCUCCUUUCGUUUUGUUGUAGAUUAAGUGAUAUUAGGUUGGAAAUAAUGCAUUGCCCGAGGGAUAUCGCUAUAGUUUUAAAUAGAGUAAAUAAUGAGUUUUAUACCAAACGAAAGCUCAUCAAAAAUGAGGUUUAGUGGUACUAAACAAGAAGAGUUAUGAAAAUUUUCUAAUGUUCGUUUGGUAUAAAAUUCAACAUUUACUCUAUUUAAAAUUCUAGCGAUAGCCCCUGGUGAAAUAUUAUUUUCAAUCUAAUAUCACUUAAUCUACAACAAAACGAAAGGAGAAAUGUUCAAGAGCUAAAAUUUUGUGGAUUUUACUCCAAGACUUGGAUCUACUAUUACAACUAUUAAACUCAUAUAUAUCUAUUAAAUUUAAUCAAGAAUUUGAAAAACUUUCAGAGUGACUCACGUAUUAUAUGUUUGAUAUGGUAUUUACUGGUAAUUAUAGAAUUAUGUUAAAUAAACUAUAACUGCAUUUCAUUAUAAAUAUUCACUCCUAUUGAAACUAUUAGAACCAAAUGAUCUAAAUUAUCAUUUCGUUAGAUUUUUUUUCAAUGUUUUUCUUAGUAAUCGAUUACUUCUAGUAUAAUCUGUAUUUUUAAUACGUUAGUAUGUAUAAGAAUAAAAUCAUAUGUAGUUUGUAGUUAUCGUAGAUUUCUAUAAAAGAUUGCAUAAUUGACGAUAAAUCGACUGAGUCCUGUAUCAUAUAUUUUUGAAAUAAGAGCUGGAUAUUAUCGAUGUAUCGGUUAUUUCUUCUAUUCUUGAUGUCAGAUUCCCGUUCUCGUAGAUCUCUGAGUUCAAUUUACUUAUUCAAUUCAUAUAUGAUAAUUCUUUUUGAAUAGGCAUGACAUUAAUCUAUGUAUAAUGAUGUUAUUUUUUUUCUAGAACCCAGUAAAAUUAUCACAUUCACGUGCUUAUACUGUUCCAUUUGUUGAUCCUCCCGAUGGCAUUUAUUUACGUGUAACAAAAGAUAUUAAACGAUUAAGAAAAGAAAUUCCUCAAAAAGAAAUUCGUCGUAUUGCGCGUGCCCCAUGGAAAAAGCUCAAUACAAAUUUUGUCUCGUAUGUUGAUGAUGAUAUUGUUGUAUUAGAUUAG